CAACACCACCCUCAACACCACUCUCACCACCACCCUCAACACCACUCUCACCACCACCCUCAACACCCCCUCAACACCACCCUCAACACCCCCUCAACACCACCCUCACCACCACCCUCAACACCACCCUCACCACCACCCUCACCACCACCCUCACCACCACCCUCAACACCCCCUCAACACCCCCUGAACACCACCCUCAACACCACCCUCACCACCACCCUCAACACCACCCUCAACACCACCCUCACCACCACCCUCACCACCACCCUCAACACCACCCUCAACACCACCCUCACCACCACCCUCAACACCCCCUCACCUCCACCCUCAACACCACCCUCACCACCCCCCUCAACACCCCCGUCAACACUCCCCUCAACACCACCCUCACCACCACCCUCAACACUCCCCUCAACACCCCCUCAACACUCCCCUCAACACCCCCUCAACACCCCCGUCAACACCACCCUCACCACCACCCUCACCACCCCCCUCAACACCACCCUCGACACCCCCCUCACCACCCCCGUCAACACUCCCCUCAACACCACCCUCACCACCACCCUCAACACUCCCCUCAACACCACCCUCAACACUCCCCUCAACACUCCCCUCAACACCACCCUCAACACCACCCUCAACACUCCCCUCAACACCACCCUCACCACCACCCUCACCACCCCCCUCAACACCCCCCUCACCACCUCCGUCAACACUCCCCUCAACACCACCCUCACCAUCACCCUCAACACUCCCCUCAACACCACCCUCAACACUCCCCUCAACACCACCCUCAACACCCCCCUCAACACCACCCUCAACACUCCCCUCAACACCACCCUCAACACCCCCGUCAACACCACCCUCACCACCACCCUCACAUGUAAUAAACUAGAAACCUGAGACCUUUGACCAACCCAUUGUGUUUCCAAACGUGUAACUUUUACAUUCUUGUUCAUCACUUCCAUGUCCGUGACGCCACAAACCCACGUGAAGAAUGGCUCACGGAGACCCAUACAGCUGAUUUAUGCAAAUGUAAAAAGUAAAAGUGAUUAGAUGGUUCGGGAGUUUAUUGCCUUCUUGUUUCUGUGUCUUGAAAAAGAUCUUGGGUUUUUUUGUGAUCAGGGCAGCAAACAGGACAUGUGGUGAAACCAUUAAGCCCCUCCCACUUAUCUAGUAUGGAAAGUAUGCCAAAAACAUUUUGUUUUAUACCGGGCGGGACCAGCCACCUCCCAGUUUACGCUUGUUUUUGUAUUUAAAUGUUCAAAUGGCGACAGAUGAGCACUGCCUCUCAUUGUUUCAGGGUUUUCGUGUUUGUUGUUCCUUUUUUUAAAUCAGAGGUGGAAUGUCUCUACGGAGCUGCAACAACAGCUGUGAGUCUUCCUGCUGGUCCAGAGAAAUCCCUCUUCAGCUUUUGGUUUCUGGUACUGUACCCAGCGGCCCGUGGCGGCGCAGCUCGGAUGCACAAAUAUGAGGAAAGCAUCUUGUGUCCAGACUUCUUAGGAAUCAUAUCCAGCUCACCGUGUUGGAGCGGCCUGCUGCUACCAACACGGUGAUGUUCUGACCCGUCUGUGGAGCUGUCAACAAAACCCAAGCCACCAACCACAGCAAGAUGCUCAGCUAAAGCACAAUCCCACAGCAGCAACAAGAACAAGAUGUCAGAUUAAGGGUCAGGGUAGGACACCACCUGGUCCUAAAGCACACAUCCAAAACAUGCCGUGGGCCCAGAAGUAGCCUGCGGACAGAAUUACGGGCAGAACCGUCUUUGAACAACAUGCUGCAAUAAUCUCAUCUAAGUCCACAAACCUGCCCAGACGGCCUCUGGAUCAGAUGGAACGGGUGCAUAGAACUCCGAACCGAGUCUCAGAUCGAGGUCUUGGUCCGGUUUUGGUCAGUCUGACGCCUGAAAAUCAGAUCCGAUUCCCAUCUCCUUGCUCUCCAGCCUGAGCAUCUGCAGGACAACGGCCUGCCUUUACAGAGUGAAAGCAUUGUGAUCUGUUUUGAUGACAGGAAUGUGUCGUGGUGCAUUUCAGGGCCUCGCCUGAAAGUUGGACCUAGAUGGAGAUCAGCAGCAACCUGUCUUCUCAGUUGGAGUUGGACAAAGAAGCAACCCUCACCGCCGCAGACCCUCUUCAUCCAUUCUAAAAGAUCUUCUCUGGGAGAAACCGCAGCGCUUAAACAGAUCUAUUUUACUACACGACACAUUUGAACAGAACUAUUUUAUAUUCUGUGGUUGUGUUGUGCCAUGAGGCGGCACGGUGCGUAGAUGCAGGAGAAGUAGAAGUUUCCGUUGGGAGUCUGCCCGGUGGACUGUGUGUGUAUAGGAAGUGUUUGUCUUUAAUAUGCCAACGUAGUUUUUUUUCUUGCUGGCGCAUCUGGAGCUGAUGGACGGAUGUUAAACUGUAGUCUCACAUUUUCUACAAGUUCUUACAAGAAAACCGAAUCAAUAAAUUCAAGAACAAACUA
This is a messenger RNA of Nothobranchius furzeri (turquoise killifish), 2469 nucleotides long. Lineage: Eukaryota; Metazoa; Chordata; Actinopteri; Cyprinodontiformes; Nothobranchiidae. The record is from RefSeq and is a predicted model, not a curated record.